AAAUUAAAUUUUUUUAAGAUGAAAACUCAUAUAGAAGUAUCAAGUCAAAGAAGAAAGGGAAGAAGUGGUCAUCUUGGUGCUCCCUCAAAUAUAAGAUAUAAAUUAAUGAGUGCCCAUUUAUCAAAAGAUUUAAGAAAGAAAUAUAAUGUUCGAGCAUUACCAAUAAGAAAAGAUGAUGAGGUGACAGUUGUUAGAGGUAUGAAAUAUAAUAAUCAUGAAAAAGGGACUCAUAAGGGAACUAAGGGAAAGGUAUCAUCAGUUUAUAGAAAGAGAUGGACAAUUUAGAUAGAGAAAUUGACAAGAACUAAAGCAAAUGGUAGAUAUAUUAAUAAUUAGAAUAGGAAUGCCAUACUAAAUCCCAAUUUGUGCAUCAUAAUGCAUUAUUACAAAACCAUAUUUAAAUGAAGAUAGAAAAUAAUUACUUGCAAGAAAGGCUUAAGCAAGAGUUUCAACAAAAGGAAAGGGUGAAAAAUACACAAGUGAAAGUAUAAGGAGAGCUGAUUGAUUUUAAAAAAAGAUUGUAUAC
Molecule: messenger RNA, 526 nt
Organism: Paramecium sonneborni
Lineage: Eukaryota; Ciliophora; Oligohymenophorea; Peniculida; Parameciidae
Source: the annotation of a GenBank genome assembly